Zasmidium cellare ATCC 36951 is the source of this 1431-nucleotide messenger RNA. RefSeq lists its product as uncharacterized. The record is from RefSeq and is a predicted model, not a curated record. Gene Ontology annotation, molecular function: protein binding. The coding region runs from base 1 to 1431 and encodes 476 amino acids. NCBI's taxonomy places the organism in Eukaryota, Fungi, Ascomycota, Dothideomycetes, Mycosphaerellales, Mycosphaerellaceae. The transcript has a single exon.
AUGUCUUUAGAUCAAAUACCUGCCGAGCUUCUCCAUAAUGUCUGUUCUCAUUGCUCCAAACACGAGAUCAGAAGCCUACGCCUCACUUCACGCUUUGUUAGUGCGGUAGCAGAUGAGCACUUCCUUCGAGAUCUCGUUCUAUUCUACUUGAGAUCUGAGUUUGAUACGGUCGAAGAGAUUGUCAAAAACCCACGCGUUGCGAAAGGUGUUCGCAGCGUUCGAUUCCAAGCCGAUCGAUUGCUGUCUCGUGGCGACGGACCAAAGGGCUUCAGUAAGAUCAGGAAAAGCGUUGCACGGCUUGGGAAUUUGACAGCUCCCCAACCAAGCGAGGACGAUGCAGUGCCCGUGGAGAGCGAGCGCCAACAACGACAAAGACGCAGAGAGGUCGUCAAGCACAAGGCGCCGGCUCCGGCCAAGUUGGCUGCAAAAGAGGCAGAAUUUACUUAUCUUAAACUUUAUCUGGAUCAAGCUGAGCUGAUGACAGAAGAGCGCUCAAUGAUAUGUAUGCAGAGACUUUUCACCGCAUGCCCCAAGCUGGAUUCUGCCAUCGUCACCAUGCAGCACUACGCCGACACUGGACCCACUCUCAUGUCUCCGGCGCCGUGGCACAGUGUGCGAAUGUUUCUCCAACUUCAAGUCACACCCUGGAGGGACGAUAUGUCGUCUAGGAUCUUGUGCAGGCCGUCGAACGAAUUGGUCACGGCGGCGUUCGAGGCUGGACGCAAGCUUAAAUCGCUGACGCUUUCACCGAUCUCUCAUCAAUUCUUCUCUCAAGAGGAAGAGGCAAUGGCAGAACUGCAUUCAGUCAUCAGUGAGCUGGAGCAGGUCCACAUAUGUCUGGAUGGAGAAUUCGAAUUUGAUCGAGAUGACGCUGCAGAGGAGGCUCGGAUGCAAGCAAUGGAAGACGAAGGCAUAGCCAUUGAUGAGAUCCUUGAGUCUGUUGCUGAGACCCAUGACGAAGCUGCUCGGCGGGUUCUAGGUGCGCUUGAGGACGAGAGAGUGGCACGCUUCUUGCAUCAUGCCCCUUCACUGAGCGAGAUCAGCCUGAAGGGCCCAAUAGUGGACGAACCGCACUUGAAGCCUGUGGAACUCUCGCACUUGGUCGGCACAGACCCACCGUGGACGCAUCUUCGAUCUCUCACGCUUCUUGAGUUCAGCUGUGAGCACCCGCAACUUGUCGCUCUGAUAUUGAAGUAUCGUGACAGCUUGGAGCAUCUGAGACUCGAGGGUGCGAAGAUCGAUAGCUCGCUCAACUGGUGGAGGGUGUGGGAAGCCAUUGCUGGGAAGCUACCAAAAUUGAAGACUUUCAAGAUCGACGACGACAUUCUCCUCUGGUCGCGUGUUUCUUAUUGGAAGAAGGACGCAGUACAAGCGUUAGAGCGGUACAUUUUGACGGGCGAGCGGCCUCACAUAAGUGAGAUCUGGAUGUAG